CUUUCCCUUCCCCUUUCUUCUUUUCUUGCCGCGUACCUCAAUUCCUCCCUCUUCAUCUCCUACCCUCUUAUCAAUUGAUUGUCCUACCUCAGCAUCAUCCUCUCUUAUCUUCUCCCAAUUCUCUCUAGUCUGUGAGACUAUUCGCAAUCUGUCCACUACUUGUACAGUAGCAGAUCUGGGGCCCCUUGCCGUUUCACUCCCCAUAUUCUUGUUUCCCUUGUCUUUUGUAUGACUAUUACCUUUAACACGAGCGUAUCUAUUUAAUUUUCUUGUUACUUAAUUUUUUUUUUUCUGUUCUCUGUGUGCAUUUUUAUUGUACAACCGUCACCAUGCGUGCCACCGACGCUAUCUAUUACAUGUUCCACCCCAACCAGUUGAGAUCCAUCAUUCAAUGGAAAGUCUGGCACAACCCUGUCCAUGAACGCGAUGAAAAGAAUGAAACAGAAACGCAGAAGGCUUGCUUCAAGUUUCUGGACAUGACAAGUCGGAGUUUCAGCGCGGUGAUCAAAGAGCUUCAUCCUGAACUGCUACUGCCCGUAUGCGUCUUCUACCUGACACUUCGCGGUCUGGAUACCAUUGAGGAUGACACGUCAAUUCCUCUCGCGACCAAAGAGCCACUGCUACGUCAAUUUAAGGAUUUCCUGGAUCAGGAUGGCUGGACUUUCGAUGGCAAUCGCCCCGAAGAAAAGGAUCGUGAACUGCUGGUUCAGUUUCACAAUGUUAUCACUGAAUUCAAGAACAUGAAGCCGGCCUACCAGGCCAUUGUCAAGGACAUCACCGAUAAAAUGGGCAACGGCAUGGCUGACUAUUGCCGAAAGGCGGAAUUGGAAGAUGCCAGUGUCAAGACAGUGGAGGAAUAUGAUCUUUACUGCUUCUAUGUCGCGGGCUUGGUGGGUGAGGGUCUGACUCGCCUCUUCGUUGAGGCUGAGUUCGGCAACCCAGCGCUGAUCACACGUGUCCGUCUACACAAGUCCAUGGGACUCUUCCUGCAGAAGACGAACAUCAUUCGUGACGUGCGGGAGGAUAAUGACGACGGCCGACGAUUCUGGCCCAAAGAAAUUUGGUCCAAACAUGUUGCUGAAUUCGACGAUCUGUUUAAACCAGAGAAUCUCGAAGCUGCUCUCAACUGCGGCUCGGAAAUGGUUCUUAAUGCUCUAGAGCACGUUGAGGAGUGUCUGUUCUACCUCGCAGGGCUGCGUGAGCAGAGUGUUUUCAACUUCUGCGCUAUUCCCCAGUCUAUGGCUAUUGCUACCCUGGAGCUUUGCUUCCGUAACCCUGACAUCUUCAAGCGCAAUAUCAAGAUCACCAAGGGUGACGCCUGUAGUUUGAUGACCGAGUCAACGCAGAACCUUCAUGUUCUUUGUGGUGCCUUCCGCCGGUAUGCGCGUCGGAUCCACAAGAAGAAUACUCCCAAAGACCCUAAUUUCCUCAAGAUCAGCAUUGUUUGCGGCAGGAUUGAGAAGUUUAUGGACACCAUCUUCCCUCAGCAGACUGCUGAAGAAGCCAACCGCAAGGUGGUUGGCGAGCUAUCUGAAACCGAGAAGGAGAAGGCCAGACUGGAGGCUGAAACGCGCCAGGACAUGUACUUUAUGUUGGCUUUGAUGGGAGUUAUUGUGCUCAUGGUCUCUAUUAUCAUGUUUGUGACUGCCUGGUUAUUGGGCGCACGCUUUGACCUCGCGUGGCAGGAGUUGAGAAACGGCAACUUCCGCCCUCCUCCCCACCUUCGUGAGGAACUGUAAGCCUAUGUUACGGAUUUACGACACUUUUACUUUAUCAGAUGACUGCGGAUGGAAUUGUUUAUAUUACCCUUCCUGCCAUUCCGCUAUACGCUUAAGUAAUAACGAUAAUAUCUUCCUCCUUUCCUUGUCCUUUCUGCUUACCGCUACCUACUUGCUGCGUGAGAACAGUGUCGAACCAACUAGCACGGAUGUCAAAUUGCAAUCUAGCCCUUUCAUGGCUGUGGUUGUGCCGAAGAAGUGCUGAUAUCGAAUGGAGAUUUCUCCAAUCAGUGACGUACUAGAUGCGUGUCCUGCAGCUCUGCUGAGAUGGCAAACAUCCAUUGACGAUCUGAAACAUUCUUGUACUCAAUCCUUGUAGUGCUGCGUAUCAGCGUCUUACUUAGUAUGCUAGUUGAAUGCCAUUGAUUUACGAAUUGAUCUUGCUCUCCAUCUGUAGCACGUUCGCUAUGAUAUGAUAAUAAUAGGCUUCUGCCAACAAACACCACAGCCAUUACACUCUUUCCCAUAUCUGCGUGCGGAGUAUAUCCAUCACCCCCAGCUUCACACCCCAACCAAACCCACCAACGAAACCCCCAAAACCCCGAGUCCACCCCCCUCCACCCCCCUCGCAGCCUCCAUAAACUCCCCAACCGUCAACCUCAACCCAGCAU
Molecule: messenger RNA, 2389 nt
Organism: Aspergillus alliaceus
Lineage: Eukaryota; Fungi; Ascomycota; Eurotiomycetes; Eurotiales; Aspergillaceae
Gene: erg9
Product: bifunctional farnesyl-diphosphate farnesyltransferase/squalene synthase
Exons: 4
Coding region: 330-1739 (469 amino acids)
Biological process (GO): farnesyl diphosphate metabolic process; ergosterol biosynthetic process
Cellular component (GO): endoplasmic reticulum membrane
Molecular function (GO): squalene synthase [NAD(P)H] activity
Source: RefSeq, a predicted model, not a curated record